Molecule: messenger RNA, 971 nt
Organism: Trichogramma pretiosum
Lineage: Eukaryota; Metazoa; Arthropoda; Insecta; Hymenoptera; Trichogrammatidae
Gene: Mthfs
Product: 5-formyltetrahydrofolate cyclo-ligase
Exons: 3
Coding region: 326-919 (197 amino acids)
Biological process (GO): folic acid-containing compound biosynthetic process; tetrahydrofolate interconversion
Cellular component (GO): mitochondrion
Molecular function (GO): 5-formyltetrahydrofolate cyclo-ligase activity
Source: RefSeq, a predicted model, not a curated record
GAGAAUUGUGACUUAUAUAUAUAACGACGCACGAAGCGAUCGCGAGUGAUCCCCAUCCAUUCUCUUUCUCUCUUUUUUUCUUUCACUUUCUUUUCCUCAAUAGACAGAGAGAGAGAGAGAGAGAGAGAGAUCGUGCAAAAUUGCGUCUGCGGCGCUAUAAGCGAUUAUACAAAUAAAACAGCAAUAGUCCACGUGCGUCCUUAAGCGUAUUAUGUUGUGCUUCGCGGCGUCUCAGCCUAGCAAACGAAUCGACAAAGCUGCUACUGCUUCUACUGCUUGGCCCGCGAUAAUCACAACAUAAACACGACGGCAGUAUUUUUGCGCCAUGGCAACAUUACGAUCAGCCAAAACUCGUGUGCGCAAAGAGGUAAGAGAAAUUAUUAGUCGAAUGGAUAGCCAGGAAAGGCGGCGCCAAUCGGAUGCAGUAUUUAAAAAAUUGAUAUCUUUGCCAGAAUACCAAUCUAGUCAGAGAAUAUCAAUAUUUUUAAGUACGCCAGAAGAAGUUGAUACAGUAAAUAUUUUAGAAGACAUUUUUAAUAAAAAUAAAGAAGUUUUUGUCCCACGGUAUAAUGGAAAAACAAUGGAAAUGGUGAAACUAUAUUCUAUGGAGGAUUACGAAAAACUGCCACUGACAAAAUGGAAUAUCAAACAACCAACCAUUCAAGAAAUUAGAGAAAGAGCCUUUGAAAAUGGAGGACUAGACCUGAUUAUUUUACCAGGGGUGGCUUUUACUCUAAGCGGCAAAAGAAUUGGUCAUGGAAAAGGAUAUUACGAUAAAUAUCUAGAAUCUGUAGCACUACACGAGAAACGAAUGCCUUAUUUAGUGGCUGUUGCAUUUAAUGAACAAAUUUAUCAAGACAUUCCAACAGGCAAUAAAGAUGUUUUGGUAGAUCUUGUUUUGUCUGAGAAAGAUUGUUAAAUAAUCUACUGUAUAAGGCUUUUUUAUGAUGUACUAAAGAUUUUAACUAUUU